Molecule: messenger RNA, 6320 nt
Organism: Acanthopagrus latus (yellowfin seabream)
Lineage: Eukaryota; Metazoa; Chordata; Actinopteri; Spariformes; Sparidae
Gene: rps6ka3b
Product: ribosomal protein S6 kinase, polypeptide 3b
Exons: 22
Coding region: 473-2677 (734 amino acids)
Biological process (GO): intracellular signal transduction; protein phosphorylation
Molecular function (GO): ribosomal protein S6 kinase activity; ATP binding; magnesium ion binding
Source: RefSeq, a predicted model, not a curated record
ACCGGCCGCCAUAUUGGGAAACAACGGAAGUGAGAAAGAGAAAGAGAUUAAGAGAUAGCUGUGUGUGUGUGUGUGUUGAGUCAAAGGGCGUCCUCCUCUCAUGUUCGGCUCUCCGGAGGAAGGGGCGGUCUCAGCGCCUCAGCAGAUCCGGAAUUAGAAGGUGUUCGCUCGGCUCUGCUCGGCUCGCUCGCUCCGGUCGCGUCGCUGGGCUCCGCGGCGGUUCGGUUCUAACCGACACUCGAGAGAAAGAGACAGAGAGAGAAAGAGGAAACAGACACGGAACUACGGCUGAGAAGAGAAGAGAAAGAGAGAGAAGAAAGUCAGAAAGAGAGAGAGAGAAAGAAAGAAGGAAGGAAGGAAGGAAGGGAAGGUAGAAGAAGCCGGCGGGACUGGAAAGUGUCGGCCGAGGGAGGGACGACAGCUCCGGGGCAGGAAAGAGGACUCAGGAGAGAAAAGUGAGAGGAAGACGAAGAUGCCACUGGCUCAGCUGGCGGAUCCCUGGCAGAAGAUGCCUGUCGGGGGAACGUCUGCAGAGGAUGCACAUCACGACCCGGAGGACCUGGUGGGCGAGGACGACUCCAUGCCCGUCUGCGCCGAUGACGUGCCAAUCAAGGAGAUCAGCAUCACUCACCAUGUGAAGGAAGGAUCAGAGAAGGCCGACCCGCGACAGUUCGAGCUGCGCAAAGUCCUGGGACAAGGCUCCUUCGGCAAGGUGUUUCUGGUGAGGAAGAUCACGGGUCCAGAUGCCGGUCAGCUGUACGCCAUGAAAGUCCUGAAGAAAGCGACGCUGAAAGUGCGUGACCGGGUCAGGACAAAGAUGGAGCGAGACAUCCUGGUGGAGGUCAACCAUCCCUUCAUCGUCAAGCUGCACUACGCGUUUCAGACGGAGGGGAAGCUGUACCUGAUCCUGGACUUCCUGAGAGGAGGAGACCUGUUCACCCGUCUGUCCAAGGAGGUAAUGUUCACAGAGGAGGAUGUGAAGUUUUACCUGGCGGAGCUCGCUCUCGCCCUCGAUCACCUUCACAGCCUGGGAAUCAUUUACAGAGACCUGAAGCCAGAGAACAUCCUGCUCGAUGAGGAGGGACACAUCAAGCUGACUGACUUCGGCCUCAGUAAGGAGUCCAUAGACCACGAGAACAAGGCCUACUCCUUCUGUGGGACGGUGGAGUACAUGGCGCCGGAGGUGGUGAACCGGCGAGGACACACCCACAGCGCUGACUGGUGGUCGUACGGCGUGCUCAUGUUCGAGAUGCUGACGGGAACGCUGCCGUUUCAAGGCAAAGACCGGAAAGAGACGAUGACCAUGAUCCUCAAAGCCAAGUUGGGGAUGCCGCAGUUUUUGAGUUCAGAAGCUCAGAGUCUCCUCAGGAACCUUUUCAAACGCAACCCUGCCAACAGAUUAGGAGCCGGACCAGACGGCGUGGAGGAGAUCAAGAGGCAUCAGUUCUUCGGCACCAUCGACUGGAAUAAACUCUUCCGUAGAGAACUCCACCCUCCCUUCAAACCGGCUGCAGGACGACCCGACGACACUUUCUAUUUUGAUCCAGAGUUCACAGCGAAAACACCCAGAGACUCUCCGGGGGUUCCUCCCAGUGCCAACGCCCAUCAGCUGUUCAGAGGAUUCAGCUUCGUGGCCAUAACAGAAGAGGACACGCAACCACUACCCAAUACUAUUGUUCAGCAGCUGCACAGAAGCACGUCCCAGUUUUCAGACACCUACGAGAUUAAAGAGGACAUCGGUGUCGGGUCUUACUCCAUCUGCAAGCGCUGCCUACACAAAGGAACCGGCAUGGAGUACGCAGUCAAGAUCAUCAACAAGGCCAAGAGAGACCCGACGGAGGAGGUGGAGAUCCUGCUGAGAUACGGACAACAUCCCAACAUCAUCACCCUGAAGGACGUGUAUGACGACGGCCGGUCGGUGUUCUUGGUGACGGAGCUGAUGAAAGGAGGCGAGCUGCUCGACAAAAUCCUGCGACAGAAGUUUUUCUCAGAGAGAGAAGCGAGCGCCGUCCUCUACACCAUCACCAAGACGGUGGAGUACCUGCAUGUGCAGGGGGUGGUGCACAGAGACCUGAAGCCCAGCAACAUCCUCUACGUGGACGAGAGCGGGAACGCAGAGUCCAUCCGGAUCUGCGACUUUGGUUUCGCCAAACAGCUGAGGGCAGAAAACGGCCUGCUCAUGACGCCGUGUUACACCGCCAACUUUGUCGCACCCGAGGUGUUGAAGAAGCAGGGUUAUGACGCAGCCUGUGACAUCUGGAGUCUGGGAGUCCUGCUGUACACCAUGCUGACAGGUUUCACUCCCUUCGCUAACGGUCCCGAGGACACGCCGGAGGAGAUUCUGGCUCGUAUCGGCAGCGGGAAGUUCUCGCUCACCGGAGGAUACUGGAACUCCGUGUCGCCGGAGGCCAAGGAUCUGGUGUCUAAGAUGCUGCACGUCGACCCUCACCGGCGGCUGACGGCGGGUCAGGUCCUCCGACACCCCUGGGUGACGCACAGAGACCAGCUGCCCAAGUACACCCUCAACAGACAGGACGCACCUCACCUGGUCAAGGGUGCGAUGGCCGCCACCUACUCCGCCCUGAACAGGAACGUCCCGCCCAUCCUGGAGCCGGUGGGCUGCUCCACUCUGGCCCAGCGGCGAGGGAUGAAGAAGAUCACCUCCACCGCUCUGUGACCUUUAACCCCUUCAGCCCUCCUCACUCUGACCUCUAUCUGACCUCCGCCGGACCCUCGCUCCCCCACUUUUCCUCCGGUGGGACAGACUACUGAUGGACCCAAGAACCGCUAACGCCAAAUAGGAACACGGAGACCGCCACCAACUCCCCUCGCCAUCCCUGCACCUUAUCGGACUCUCCUGAUUGGAUCUCGUGGCGGCUUAUUUCUCAGCUUUAGCAUCACAGAUCGGCAGCCGGACUGAGCUGUCACGGAAACCUGCCGACUCUCCCUCCCUCCUCCUCGCCGCGGAGGCGGAGUCCUGCCGCGGCGCCUUUUUGCUUCGGACAAUCAGCGCCGCCUUGAGUCCGAGCGCGCGUCAGGAAAAUGAAAGUACUGUAUUUAUUUACUUCAACAGGAAAUCUGAACAUAGGAACACGGUAAUCUAAUGUAUGCAUUUAAAGAGCUAGGAUCAUUGUCGUUAUACUGUCGUCAUGGUUCUGCGUAGCUGUAGGUCCGCUAUUUAAACCUCAAGUAGCCUCCGAGAUGACGGCGUCUGCAGAGAAGGACAGCAGGCGGGAAGCAGGAUCACGUUCAGUCCGCUCUGAUGAUUUACCUGCAGAGCCACAGAAAUCAGGACUUUUAACAGAAGCAUUUAGUCAAACCGCAGCCCUGACGAUGAUUUUGGGAUCUCAGCAGCAGGAGUUUCUACAUUUCACACGUCCAGGAUCCAGUAUUUUACCUUUCAGCUGCAAAAAAACCCACAAAGAACAAAAAAGGAAACUGGUUCGUCUUCGACUUAAUUUCCAAAAUCAAGUGUUGGUCCAAGAGUUGACAGAUGAAUCUGGUGGUCUGUGUCAAAUUAAUAUUCGGCAUGAAAUCAAACCGGUUUUACGUCAACAAAUCCUGUGAAAAGACCAAAACCAACAGUUUCUGACUUCCUGUCUGUCGCUCUCAGCUCCUCCUUCUUCUUGAAGACAUAAAUCCUUAAAAACACCUCAAAAAUAUGUUGUUUUUAUUUUUUAAAAACAGGCCAAAUGAUUCCUUAACACAGGAAGAAAACAGGGGACUACUUUCAGCAGUGGAUUAAUCCACAAGAAGUUAAAUCAGCGUUUGGAUUUUAGUCUUUUCAUGGGAUGCGUUAACCCAAGUUUUCACUCUCAGUGAAACAAAGUCCGAACAUUUGAAUUUGAGCACAUUAAUUAAGAGGAGAGAAGCAGAUUUCUGCCUUUAUAUUAUAUUUUAUUUGUUUUUAAAGCUGCACAAGGAAAGUUUGCAUUUUGUGGCGCCAUCUGGUGGCUGUUACGUUUGAAGCACUUCUGUCCACAGACUUCGUCGUGAAGUUUCUGGGGAAACAAUUUAAAGUGACAAUUUGUAUUAUAUUGUAAUCAGUGACACGCCGGCAGCUCCUUCAAGGCUUUAGAGACGUUAGCUUAGCAAUAAUAACAGUGUUAGUAAUCAUGUGACUAAGUUUCCAGGCAGUUACGACUCUCCGAUCGCUGUAAAUUCACACCCGUAUUUCCCACAAGGCAUCAUGGGAGACUGUUAGCUCAGUCUAUUCAUUUGAUUUGACUGUUUACAGUUGAAGCAACUGCAGCUUUCAGAUCAAUGUGGUGGAGUAAAGUAAUCAGUGGAAUUAUUAUGUGGCAGGAGAGGAAAUCUAAGUAUCUUUGAGGCUGAUGAGACGACAGUUUUGGUGCAUUUAAUGCAGAAAUCUCUCCUUGUGCAGCUUUAAGACGUAAAGUUAAACAACAGAAGUGUCUUUAACUGGAGCACAACAAACACCAGAGAACACGCGGUCGUGUUCUCCGGUAAACACGGCGACCUGGAGGACGACGUGUCGGUGAAACGUUGGAUUCUUCCUGUUUGACCCGGGAUCAGCCUCUGACCUUCUUCUGUUCGAGCCGACUGAUCAUCUCUAUGUGCAGCAGACGGGAGCUGAACUGUAAAUAUAUAAAACAUGUCGAGCAACUCAGGUUUCUACGAAUCAACACAAUGCAUUUUUAUAAGUCCACCCGGGGAGAGAUGUACGCGACAAGCACACAGAGCGACGGGAGGCGAGGAGGCGUUUCAUCACCACAAGUCUCUUUUACUGUGUUUUAAAACGUCGAGCUCUUCCUGAGGCAUCGCUUCGUGUUUGUGAUGAAGAACUUCUGUCAGCAAAAACCUUUAAAAGACAAAAAAAAAGUGUAGCAGGAAAAAAAAAAAAAGCUCUGGGUUCAUUUCCAAACAUUCCAGUUGCACCCAGACUUCAACUGCCGCGCCACCGUGGAGCUUCAUCAGAGACGUCAGAGUUCACCCAAAUUACAAAGAUUAUUCCACACGUUAAUCACUGCAACUUAUUGAGGACUUAAUGUCAAAAUCAAAUCAGCAGACGAAGCUCUUUCCCUGGAGUAAAAACACCACAACAAUGUUAAAAUACCACAAUUAAAGCACUGCUUACAAAGACACACUUAAGGUGAAACACUGAUUUUUUUCAUGCACUGGUUAAUUUUAACAUUUUGGGCUAUUUAUAAGUCCAAAAAUACAAAAGUCCUGCUCUGGAAGCUUGUGUAAGUAAAAUGAGUAUUUACACAAAAUAUCAGACGGCUUGUAAUAUAAAUAUAAUUGUGUCGACGUCAGGAAACUUUCUCAGAAUUAUUCAAAAAUGAUUCAACAGUGAAAGUUUGGGUUUAAAGUUCUUCUGUAGUUUGGGUGAACUGCACCUUUAAUUACAAAAGGAGCAAAUCAUAAGUUUUGGCCAGAAUUUCAGAGACAACAGCGUCAGAGACGUUAGCAUGCUAACCAGCUAGCUGACUGUCACACUCAUGAAACCACUUCAGUAUUUUCACUCCUGUUUUAUUUGCGGAACAGAAAAACAGCAGCGCACACGUCUCAGCUGGAGUUUCUGUCUUUCUCCUGAACUGAAACGAGUUUAAUCACCUCGUUACAAACGGAACCGUCGAGGUUCGUCUUCCCGCCACUUAGCUCCACGGCUAACUAGCAGCCAACCAGAGCUGAGCAGCAGUUAGCGGUGACGCUGCUUCCUUUGAAUUCUGGCCAUUUCUUCCAAGAACUUCUUCUGUGUUCUGUUUUUAGAGACGGCCUCCAACAUGGCCGCCCGAGGCCGUCGGCGCGUAUUAAAGCCGUCUGUUGUUGCUUCAGUGUUCAGGACGCGUGUGCCUCCUCUCGCCCGUCGACAAUCACUAAGAAAAACAGAAAUCCUGCAUCGGUUGUUCUCCCGCGACCCUGCGGACUGUAAAACCUGAUGUGAAUGAUUGUUUCCUCUGAAUGUCUGUCAGCAUAAAGGGAUUCAUCGCUCGGGGCGACCACGAGAUUCUGUUUUAUAUAUAACAUGAAAUAUAUAUAAAUGUCUUUGGAUGUACAGCUCUGGGAUAAAGGAAUGUAAAAGGAAUGAUUUGUUUCUUUUUCUGUAACAGGGGAAUAGCUUUCCUCCUCCUCCUCCUCUUCCUCCUCUUCCUCUUCCUCCUCCUCCUCUUCCUCCUCCCUGUCAGAUGUGUUCAGCCCUGCUGCUACCAGCUCUCUGUUUUUUGUACCUGCAGUGAGAGUUGGACUUUCUAUUAAAAAUAAUAAAAAGGUUAAUCAGCUAAUAAACACAUGGCGAUGGCUCUGAUUCGACAGUUAUUUUUUUCUGCACACAAAAUAUAAAAGUUUAUAAAAUAUGA